AGGGUAUUGGUUCCUGGAACUACAUGCCGCGGAACUCGCCGCCCAGUCGUAGCGUGAGCUCCCUAAGCUCACUCUCGACAUUCCGAUCGCCGGUGAGCUCGACGUCCGGCUACUUGUCCGACUACUCCGGCGGCUCCAUAUUCCUGGAAGACGAUGAAGAAGUUGAGGUGAUGGCGCGCGUUGACGAGGAGGAUGUGAUGGUGGUGAUGGCGCCCGAUGCUGUCGAAGAACUCGAUGAUCCGGUGCCAGAGUCGACGAGUGAGGAAGCUGCUGGGCCGUCGGCGAGCAUGUCGUUGAAGCGAUCCGCCGAGGAUCUUCCAGACGGCGAGCCCAGCACCAAGCGACCCAUCUCCUCGACGAUGGAAGGUUCCGAUCGCCGCUUUUCCAUCGUGAACGCCACAAUUCAGAGCAUCACGGAUCCAACGCAUUUGGAAUUAAAAAUGAUAUUGAAGACGAUUGGAGUCGAAGAUCUGGAAUCAGCAGAGUACCUCGCAAUGCCGUUCAAAUCACAAACGCAAGGCAAAUUGGUGGUUUUUUGCGUCUCCAGUGAUGCCUCGGCGGCGGUGAUCUCUUCGAAAAUUGAAGAAGCCAACUGGAUGAGCCUAUUCGGCCUCAAACCCCCUUCCUUUGGUGGAUUCGCAAGGAGUUGGACGCGUCACCUUGAUUACGCGGAAGCGGAAAUUUAUCCGCAUUUGUUUUAUAAUUUUGAAAUUAAUUAUUUAAUUAUUUUUAAAUUGACAAGUUUUAUCUAUAAAAAUGUUACCAUUGUUUCCAUCAUUUUGCUCGAAUGCAGUGCUUUUAUUCUUUUCUUCGUCUGA
Molecule: messenger RNA, 818 nt
Organism: Caenorhabditis elegans
Lineage: Eukaryota; Metazoa; Nematoda; Chromadorea; Rhabditida; Rhabditidae
Gene: Y67D8C.6
Product: YTH domain-containing protein
Exons: 2
Coding region: 24-818 (264 amino acids)
Source: RefSeq, marked reviewed